GGACCGAUGUGUGACCUGCUAUGGUCGGACCCGGAUGAUCGCGGCGGAUGGGGCAUCUCGCCUCGCGGCGCUGGAUACACGUUCGGACAGGACAUAUCGGAGACGUUCAACCACAGCAACAACCUGACUCUCGUCUCGCGAGCCCACCAGCUCGUCAUGGAGGGCUACAACUGGUGCCACGAUCGUAACGUCGUCACCAUCUUCAGCGCGCCCAACUACUGCUACAGAUGCGGCAAUCAGGCAGCUAUCAUGGAGCUAGAUGAUGCUCUCAAGUACUCAUUCCUACAGUUCGACCCGGCACCGCGCCGAGGAGAGCCUCACGUGACGCGCCGUACACCGGACUACUUCCUGUAGAGAGAACGACGACCUCCCUUAGAUCGCGCGCGCGGGGUUGCCGCGGCAACGUCACCGCGGCGACGUCGCGCGUCGCUCGCCCCCCGAUUGUCCUGCGUGCGCGCGCGCUCGCGGCGCUGCAUCCAUGUACAGAUUCACAAUCGUCGCGCGAUAGUAGAGGAUGCUUCAGCGACCGCUGCUGUUGCCGCGGCGACGACCGCACCGCCGCUAUACGUGUAACCGCACUCUCGUCAGUCUCUCGUCCGAGCGGGCGCGCAUCGCCACGGCAACCGAGGCUUCGUUCGUACCGGAGCGAUGUCGGCAGACUCCGCGAUGCCUCGCGCGGCGGGCGAUCGCCACCAGGGGGGCGUACGCGAGCACGUAGCCGUUACGAUCGUUAAUACAUACAUACAUACCAGUGGACGUGAAUGUGUAGAGAAAAAACAAUAACAACACAAAAUAAACGAUAUGUACGCUUGUCGGUUCUUCAACGAUCUGGCGGACGCUCCGCCGUGAUUAUUCGGGCGCAUUUACCUCGUUGGCUUCGUCGCCUCCGCAUGUUUUUUUCGUCGCGCGAGAAACCGUCUGCCGGUGGUCACGGAUAGGUGGCGCUGUCGCGGGAACACGCCCCCCUCCCCCCCGCGCGCACGCUAGGUGAGCUUUAGUGGCAGUGUUUUUGUUUUAUUUAAUUGCCCAAAAGCAAGGCCGCUGCAAGCUGCCUCCGCCGCCGCCUCGCAUUGCUUAGAAAUGAUUUUUAGAAGCGAAAAAAAUGAGUCGGCGCCAUUGCAACGACGACGAUAUAGGAACUAGUUGAUAUUUUGUUAAGCGAUGGCUAGUGAGUUGUGUCAAUUCGUUCGUUUGUUCGUUUUUCCUAUUUUAACCUCGCGCUUUACUAUCACCAUCAUGUAAACAGGACAAUAAAACUAUAAUAAACUGUAAAAAAAACUUAAUAAUUGAA
Molecule: messenger RNA, 1291 nt
Organism: Priapulus caudatus
Lineage: Eukaryota; Metazoa; Priapulida; Priapulimorpha; Priapulimorphida; Priapulidae
Product: serine/threonine-protein phosphatase 2A catalytic subunit beta isoform
Biological process (GO): mitotic cell cycle; peptidyl-serine dephosphorylation
Cellular component (GO): cytosol
Molecular function (GO): protein serine/threonine phosphatase activity
Source: RefSeq, a predicted model, not a curated record